AUGGAGGCCUUACGAACCAUCGUUGGCACUGAGAUUCCAUCUCAUGAGUCGGACGUAUCUGUAGACCUAUAUGAGGACUUUGUGGAACAUGCCAAGGAUCUUAGAUUUCGGGUUGACCGAUCAUCCACUCAAGCGCUACAAGAGCUCGAAGACCAAUCCGAAUUGAUCAAAAGUGCGAUUGAAACGUCAAUUCCUCCAUUGCAGACGUAUUUUGCAGAUUUGAAUGACAAGUUUAAAGCCCUGACGCACGAUUUGAACUUGGUAAGAGGAAAAUCAUUAGAGCUCAACAAGAUGUUGACGAAAAACGCUGAGGACCUAGGAGAAAUAUCACCGCUUGUCAAUGACCUUGUAAUCUCUCCAGAAAUCAUCACGCAGAUCUCGCAGGGUAAAAUAAACGAUGCGUGGGUGGAAAAUAUCGCUUAUGUGCGGGACAAACAAGAGAUUUAUUCGAAAUACAUGGAGACGGACCAAGAGGUUCCUUCUGACUUUGCAGAACUGAAGCAUCUGCUGGAUAUUUUGGAAUCAAUUAUAGUUGAGAGGAGUAAGCGUUUUAUCGUCAGCAAAAUAAAGCUUCUUCGCGACCAGCGUACCGUCCCUUCACAAAAGAUCCAGAGACAAUUACUCGAUGUCAGGGAAAUUUUCCAGUUUCUGGGGCAAAAAAAUUACUCCCUGGCUCUAGAGCUUAGACAGGCGUACGCAUAUACCAUGAGGUGGUACUAUAAGCAGUUUUUCGGUCGUUACAUGCGGUCUCUAACGAUUUUGCAAUUCUUGGUAAUUGACUCGAAUUACGCGUUGGGCCGUGGACUCUCGACGACGCCAAUUUCGACUACAGACAGAUUUGCGAACUAUUUCAGUGGAAGCUACAGAGCGUCAGCGCCAACCAAUCAGAUGAUAAACGAUUACUUCCAGAUUGAAAAACGGCUCUCAGUGUUGACGCAGGAGGACAACACUGUGAUGGUAUCUCAAAUCGCAGAGAAUAAUAACGUCCCCAAUUAUCUCGAAGUAGGCUUCAAGAAUCUCAACCUGGCGCUCCUAGAUAACUGCUCGGUUGAGUUUUCAUUCAUCACUGAGUUUUUUCAAACAAGCGACAGCACAGAAGACUUGCGGGGUAUCUUGGAACAGAUCUUCCAGCCCACCUUCGAUGAAGCCAUGGAAUACACUAAACGUCUAAUUUCACCCAGUUACGAUAUGUUUGGAGUACUCAUAAGCAUAUGGAUAUCCCACCAUUUACAAUUUGAAUCUCAAAAACGGCUAGUUCCGGUAUUUGACGAUUUUCUGAACGGACAAUUGAUGUUACUGUGGCCAAAAUUCCAGCAACUUGUAGACUUUCAAUGCGAAAACCUACGCAGCUUCCCCAUUUCAGUCACAGGCAAAAGCUUUGCGGGCAGGAAGGAAGAAUCUGAUCCCUCCGCUACCACGCACGAACUAACCGUUCAAUUCUCCAAAUUCCUGACCAGCAUACUUCUGCUUUCUCUGGAACACAAAGAGAGUGUUGACGAGAGAUCUGAGCCGUUGUACAACUCGAUCAUACGGAUCAGGAAUGAUUUUGAAACCAUCAUGACCAAGUGUAGUAAGAAGACUAAAUUUCCAGAGCGAUUCUUGGCCCUGAACUACACAUACUUACUAAACGCACUGCAGAAAAACUCACUGAGUCAGGAAAAGAGAGAACAGGAAGGUUACCCACCCUCUUUGAUCUUCCAAGAGACCAAAAGCCAUCUGGAGGAGCUUGUGAAGGCCUUCAGCACAAUCACGUGA
This is a messenger RNA of Lachancea lanzarotensis, 1755 nucleotides long. RefSeq names its product LALA0S08e02410g1_1 (gene VPS52). The coding region runs from base 1 to 1755 and encodes 584 amino acids. The record is from RefSeq and is a predicted model, not a curated record. Gene Ontology annotation, cellular component: GARP complex. The transcript has a single exon. NCBI's taxonomy places the organism in Eukaryota, Fungi, Ascomycota, Saccharomycetes, Saccharomycetales, Saccharomycetaceae. Gene Ontology annotation, biological process: Golgi to vacuole transport; endocytic recycling; retrograde transport, endosome to Golgi. Gene Ontology annotation, molecular function: syntaxin binding.